AUGGUAAAUGAGGACGAGCCGCACCGCUUCUCGGCAGGGUAUGGCUGGCAAAGUGGGAGCGAGCCGCAUCUGGACAAGCGAGCGGUGCAUCCGCUUGCAGCAGUCACCGAGAUGAGAGCCCCCUGUAUCCCCCAGAAGCACGGUCGCCAAGUCUGCACCCCCCCAACCAAGGAGUCGACAAGAAGUCCCGCCGACUCGAGCGCCGCGGUCGACGGUCCAGCUGACGCGGCAGCUGGAAAGACUGACGGGCAGUUUCCGGACUCUUCCCGAUGGCGUUGGCGCGUCCACAGUGAUCGAGAGGGACAAAGCGGAGCUGCUGGAGCGACAGGAGGAUCGGAUCAGAAGUAA
Molecule: messenger RNA, 348 nt
Organism: Klebsormidium nitens
Lineage: Eukaryota; Viridiplantae; Streptophyta; Klebsormidiophyceae; Klebsormidiales; Klebsormidiaceae
Source: the annotation of a GenBank genome assembly